Somion occarium is the source of this 1785-nucleotide messenger RNA. The record is from the annotation of a GenBank genome assembly. Lineage: Eukaryota; Fungi; Basidiomycota; Agaricomycetes; Polyporales; Cerrenaceae.
AGCGUCAAGAACGUUUUGGUUGUGCUUUUACUGGGGCUGACUCCAAUAUAAAGAAUCUUUGUGGCCUGUCCUUGUCAACUAUCAUCUCCGCUUCAGUACGGCAGCUACGACCAUCGACUUGAUUCCUCUGAUAGAUACCGAAAAGCUACACGGAAUAACGCAUGGCAAUGAUGAUUCCGUCAGGGUCACUAAAGCUUCUUUACAGGACUUCAUUGCAUUAGCAAUGUCACGUUGCCCAUAUGAUAGGCAGUGCAACAGAUUUCGAUGUGCUUUUUGUUCCCACCGUACGAGACACUUCGUACUAUAACUGCCUGGAAUCAUCUCUUUUGAGGUCCCGCACAAUAUUCCCGCAUAUCCCUCUCUGAGAGUCAAGAGGAUCAGCCUAUCAGCACUUCAAACGUUACAUGGUAUACAAGGUACUCAGCAAGAGGCGGAAUCACGAUGUAGGCUUUGAUCUAGCAACGCACCAAGAUCCUUUUGCGGUCCUCGCCAAAAUCGUUCAUGGACUCCUCGGUAUACCAGGAGAUCCCAACAAAGGAAAGCCUCUUACAGGAGAACAAAGGGCGCUGCUCGUUGGAAUAUGCUACAACACCAGUACUCCCGAUGAAGACUAUGAACCCAUGGUCAGAACUCACGACGAUGUCAAGAAGAUGGCGCUGUAUCUCAUACGUGACUGUUACUUCCAAGCAGAGAAUAUUGUUGUGAUGCUUGACACGCCGGUUACACCGGAAAUGUUGAGGCCAACCAAGCGGAACAUUGAAAGAGAGAUGAAGAAGCUUUGCAAGGAUGUUCGUAUAGGGGAUAGCAUUGUCUUCCACUACGCGGGCCACGGCGAUCAGGUUCCCGCAAAUUGCGACAAGAACGAGAUUGACGGUUUGGACGAAUGUAUCGUGCCUUUGGAUCACGGUUGUGGCGGAAAUUUGCUUCUCGAUGACGUUAUACACGAAUGCUUGGUGUCAAAGUUUCCAGUUGGCGCCAAGCUCACCAUGCUCUUCGACUGCUGCCAUUCCCAGUCAAUGGCAGACCUCAAGCACAACCUUUGCAAUCGGGCUUAUUUUCUGUUUUCAAAGCUAUUGGUCAUUUUAAAUGUUUUCAUGCACUUUCGGGCUAUCGUCCGAAAGGCUCGUGAAGGCAUCCGUGACCGUCUCAUCAAUGGAGUAAAGAAAGCGUACAAAUCAAAGCAGAUGGCCAUCAAAUGCCUUAUCAAGAAGCCACAGUCCAUGCUCAAGGCUCGUGUUGAGGUGGUAAGAUGUGAUGGUUUGUGUAGGCGUCAUUUGAAGCCCGAACAAGACGUGAUGUCACUUUCGGCAUGUCGUGAUCACGAAAUCACAUAUGAGACUGAGAUGCAAGAUGGCUCUUUCACUCAGGUUGUUAUAAGAGUCCUGCGCGACCAGCCGAUCAUAACACAUAACAAACUGAUUCACGAACUUGACCGGGAGGUUUACAAUAGUUUCAAAGAAAUACAUCGGUGGAAGCAUGACUAUCGUCAGAAUUCCUUACCUCAGGAGUGUAAGAGUUCAAGCCUCCCUAAUCCGGUUUCGGGUAACCUCCCGUCAUGCACGUCAGCAGCGAUGAAAGCAUUUGGUUGGAGGCCGCAGCUUUCAAGUCAGGAACCUCUCGAUAUGAACAUGAACUUCUCUUUUCGCCUCUGGAACUAGAGGGCAUAGCGUAUAUCAUGCAAUCCGCUUUCGCAAUUCUUUGAUAUUCUGUAUCGUUGCCCUCACAUCUUCAUGCCGGGGACAUCAUCCUUGGAUCGUAUUUCUCAAUAAAAACAUUUGUAUCUCU